This is a messenger RNA of Stylonychia lemnae, 384 nucleotides long. NCBI's taxonomy places the organism in Eukaryota, Ciliophora, Spirotrichea, Sporadotrichida, Oxytrichidae. The record is from the annotation of a GenBank genome assembly.
AUGGAGAAAACUUAGUCAAAAUUUAAUGAGAGAUAUAUUUAGAUUGACGAAUUAACUGGGUGGGACAGUUAAGGUGAUGAAGAAAAUAACUUACUUGCAAUGAAGAUAUUGAAAGAUAAGCCUCUGAUAAAAAAGAAAAAGAAGACAAAACCUUAAAGGCUCAAUAACUAUGAUAAAUUUCCACUUAGUUUGGAAAAAAAAUAGGUUCAAGGGUGGAAAGCUCAUCCUAAGAAGCAGGGCUCAUAGGAUAGUCUUGGUGACACCUCCAAAAUCAAACGAUUAACUCCAAACAGUAUCUUAAUAAGCAAAUUAACCUAUGAAAGCUAUAAAUAAAAGCUAGACUAUGUCGCAACUUCCAAAGAUUCAGCUUCCUGCGAACUCUGA